This is a messenger RNA of Fonsecaea multimorphosa CBS 102226, 492 nucleotides long. RefSeq lists its product as uncharacterized. The coding region runs from base 1 to 492 and encodes 163 amino acids. NCBI's taxonomy places the organism in Eukaryota, Fungi, Ascomycota, Eurotiomycetes, Chaetothyriales, Herpotrichiellaceae. The record is from RefSeq and is a predicted model, not a curated record. The transcript has a single exon.
AUGGACACCAACAUCUCCGCCUCGACGUGGCGCGCGCUCGGCCUGACCGUGGCGGCGACGUACAUGGGCCUGGGGACGUUCGCGAUCACCUGCCCCGUGCUGGCGGGCAAGUCGUUCGGGCUGUACCCGCACUCGUCGGCGCGGCUGGGGAGCGCGAGCUCGGCGGCGCCCCCAGGCUCCAACGCCAACCCGACCAAGAGCAGCACGGCGCCGCCGGAGCACGCCAACGCCGACGUGGCCAACCACGCCGCGGCGGUGACGACCUCGAUGGCCCUGCUGGGCGCGCGGGACCUGAGCAUCGGCAUCGCGCUGGCCAAGUUCGGCGCCGACGGCAAACUGCGCGACAUGGGCACCCUCAUCCUCUCCGGCAUGGUUCUCUGUGUCGUCGACGUCUACCAUAUCUGGCGCCUCAGGGGGCCGGGUUGGGGCGCUGCGUUCGCUGCGGGCGCGGGACUCUGGGUUGGUAUUGGGGUCGGGUUGGUGCAGGUGUAG